AUCUUCGACUCGUUUUAACGCCGAGUAAACUGUUUUUUGUUUUCUAACUCCCCUGUUCUGUUCUUGUAGCUGUGACAAGGAGGAGCUAAAAUAUCUCCUGAUUCUUUGGAAGAUCACUCGAAGUUCUCCUCCUUUCUUUGAAAAUGACAAUUCUCUCCUUCUUCUGCAGAGCUUCUAGGUCUUUCAAUGGCUACCCUGCUUGCUCUAAGCUUCUGGUUCUCUGCACUCUCAGUAGUGGGAGUCUUGUGGCCUACUCAGAAUCACAAACAGAUGUUAGCAACACCAGUGUAAAAAUCGAUGAAAAAGACUGCAAGAAAAGGAGAGUGGUGGUUCUGGGAACAGGAUGGGCUGGUAUUAGUUUCCUUAAAGAUCUUGAUGUUUCUACACAUGAUGUUCAGGUUAUUUCGCCCAGAAAUUAUUUUGCGUUCACCCCAUUAUUGCCUAGUGUCACCUGUGGAACAGUUGAAGCACGGAGCAUUGUGGAGCCUGUCCGGAACAUUAUAAAGAAGAGAAAUGGAGAAAUACAAUUUUGUGAAGCAGAAUGUAUCAAGAUCGAUGCUGCAAACAAGAAAAUUCUGUGUCGUUCUACUUUUGACAACAACUUGGUUGGAAAUGAAGAAUUCUCUUUGGGAUAUGACUAUCUGGUUAUAGCAGUGGGAGCACAAGUAAAUACCUUUAACACCCCUGGGGUUGUGGAGAACUGUCAUUUUCUAAAGGAAGUAGAGGAUGCACAGAAGAUACGCAGGAGCGUUAUUGAUUGUUUUGAAAAGGCGGUCCUUCCUGGACUAAGUGAAGAAGAGCGAAGGAUAAACCUUCAUUUUGUAAUUGUUGGAGGGGGUCCUACUGGCGUGGAGUUUGCGGCAGAGUUGCAUGACUAUGUUCAGGAGGAUUUGGUCAACUUAUAUCCUACAGUGAAAGAUCUAGUGAAAAUAACGGUGAUUCAAUCAGGGGACCAUAUUUUGAACAUGUUUGAUGAACGAAUAAGUUCUUUUGCUGAGCAGAAAUUUAGCAGAGAUGGUAUUGAAGUUCAAACUGGAUGUCGGGUUAUUAGUGUUUCUGAUAAGGAAAUCACUAUGAAGCUCAAAUCAAAAGGAGAGGUUUGUUCUGUACCCCAUGGAUUGGUUGUUUGGUCUACUGGUGUUGAGACUCGCCCUGUUGUGAAAGACUUCAUGGGGCAAAUUGGGCAGGGUCGCAGACGUGUUCUAGCAACUGAUGAAUGGUUGCGAGUAAAAGGAUGUGCAGAUGUGUAUGCCCUUGGUGAUUGUGCUACUAUAAAUCAGCGAAAAGUCAUGGAAGAUAUUGCUACCAUAUUUAAGGCUGCAGACAAAGAUAACUCUGGUGCCUUAACUGUUAAAGAAUUUCAAGAUGUUAUAGACGACAUCCUUGAAAGGUAUCCUCAAGUGGAACACUAUCUGAAGAGCAAGCACCUGAGUGAUGUAACAGAUCUGUUGAAAGAUCCUGAGGGGAAUGCUAGAGAUGAAGUGGACAUUGAAGGGUUUAAGUUAGCCCUUUCUCAUGUGGAUUCGCAAAUGAAGAAUCUGCCAGCAACUGCCCAGGUUGCUGCACAACAAGGUGCAUAUCUCUCUAAAUGCUUCAACCGCAGGCAGCAGUGUGAAGAUAAUCCUGAAGGCCCAAGGCGUUUCAAAGGGUCUGGUCGUCAUCAAUUCCAUCCAUUUCGAUACAAACAUCUUGGGCAAUUUGCUCCUUUAGGAGGGGAGCAAGCAGCUGCUGAGCUGCCUGGAGACUGGGUUUCCAUUGGUCAUAGCACACAAUGGCUCUGGUAUUCUGUAUAUGCGAGCAAACAAGUGAGCUGGCGUACUAGGCUGUUGGUGGUAUCUGAUUGGACUCGAAGAUUCAUUUUUGGAAGAGACUCAAGCCGCAUUUGAGGCAGCAACACGAGAACAUUGUAAAUAAGUUUGGGGACUCAAUAAUACUUCGGUCGUAUGGUGUUUGCAAUUGCAUCUGUUGUAUAUUUCUAUAUUGCUAUUAUUAUGAAAAGUUGCUUCAUCAAACAAACUCAAGUUAGACGAUGGUCAAAUCCCGAUUGAAACUGAAUUAGUGAAGAAAAGACGAAUUGAAGCUUUUUUGGAAAA
Messenger RNA from Theobroma umbraticum, 2093 nucleotides. Its product is annotated as external alternative NAD(P)H-ubiquinone oxidoreductase B1, mitochondrial-like. NCBI's taxonomy places the organism in Eukaryota, Viridiplantae, Streptophyta, Magnoliopsida, Malvales, Malvaceae. The record is from RefSeq and is a predicted model, not a curated record. Gene Ontology annotation, molecular function: calcium ion binding; NADH dehydrogenase activity. Gene Ontology annotation, cellular component: mitochondrion.